Molecule: messenger RNA, 1135 nt
Organism: Patella vulgata (common limpet)
Lineage: Eukaryota; Metazoa; Mollusca; Gastropoda; Patellidae
Product: myeloperoxidase
Exons: 7
Coding region: 49-990 (313 amino acids)
Biological process (GO): response to oxidative stress
Molecular function (GO): heme binding; peroxidase activity
Source: RefSeq, a predicted model, not a curated record
CCCAUAGAGAUACCAAUUAACGACCCGUAUUUUAAACCUAGAAGAUGUAUGAACUUUGUACGAACUGUUACAGUUGACGACCCGAAAUUAAAAUGCAAGUCAGGUGCUCGAGAACAGAAGAAUACUAUAACGUCAUAUAUAGACGGUAGCAGCAUAUAUGGAAGCAGCGAAGAUGAGCAGAAGAAAUUAAGACAAUUCCAAUAUGGUUUACUGAAAGUCGGUAUGUAUGGAAUGUUACCAGAAGAUGUUGAUGGGGAUUGUGUUAAACGAAACGUGACAGAUUUCUGUCUUUUAGCCGGUGAUUCGAGAGUCAACGAACAUCCGGGUCUUUCUGCUUUCCACACAAUAUUUGUGAGGCUGCACAACCGAAUAGCAAAGCAGUUAAGACGAUUGAAUAUCAGGAACCGUUUAUGGAAUGAUGAGAAACUUUUCCAGGAGACACGUAAAAUAAUAGCCGCCAUUUUACAACAUAUAACGUAUAAUGAAUGGCUGCCCCUUGUUGUUGGACCAGCAGCCACCCAAAAAUACAGAUUAAAGACAACGUUUGGUGUGAUGCAUCGAUAUGACGAUAACCUGGAUACUAGAAUAAUCAACAGUUUCUCUACAGCUGCGUUUAGAUACGGCCAUUCUACGAUACCGAACGCGUGGUCGUAUGGUGAUAUUUAUAUGUUACUUGUAGAAAUGUUUAACAGUCCAUUCUAUAUCGUCGAUCACCAAGGUAAAGGAUUAAAUCUAAUUGUUGAAGGUAUGCUAAAAGAUUCAAGUCAGGACACCGAUCAUAUAUUCAGCGACGGUGUUAAAAAUAAACUUUUUCAAAAUUUUACCGUACCGGGUUUAGAUCUAGCUGCUUUAAACAUUCAAAGAGGCAGGGAUCACGGUCUGCCACCUUACAACAAAUAUAGAAAAUACUGUGGGUUAACACCUAUUGGUUUUGACGGUAGUACGCCACAGGUUCGAGCCCUGGAACGGGUUUAUAGGGGGCGUGACUGAAUCAGCUAUAUAUAGAGGUGUUGUCGGUCCAACCUUUGCCUGUAUAAUCGCCGAACAGUUUCAUAAUCUCAAAUAUGGUGAUCGAUUCUGGUUUGAGAAUCUUCGUCCUCCGACACCAUACCUUGGCGGGAAUCCCGCUGGCUUU